AUGACCGUCUUUCUAGUAUUUUUAAAUAUCAACGCAGAAGCCGAUGUUUUGACAGGAAAUCCAAGUUUACAUACAAUUGUCUCAGAAAUGCUUGAAGUUGGCGGCGAUUUACGUGAAGAAGCUAGAAUGCUUUGCCUUGAAACAAUGCUCAGAGGAAAUGUCCCAGAUUUUCCAAAAUUUGUCCAACAAAUUUGCUUCAAUCAUGGAAUUCAGCAAGUUCCAUACCUAAUGAGACUUUGUGAUUGCGGAAUGCUUGACAAAGCGCUUGUUAAAUGGUCCAAUUUCGUAAAACCAUUUAGAUUAUAUAAUCCAGACUUUGACAAGAACGGCGAUGAAGCAGCCAUGAGCUACUUAGGAUACGCUCCUCUUUCAAUAAGAUACGUCGAAAGCAUCGUUAAAAAAGAUUUCCCAUCUGUUCAAAAAGUAAUCGGAGAUUCCUUCGAAACAUACCAAAGCGGAACACCACAAGAGAACGGAACAUACAUUGUUUUCUUUGUUGGCGGCUGCACGCACUCCGAACUUAACUCAUUAAGAAGACUCGCGAUCAAAGGACCGGCAAAGUUCUCUGUUUGCACAACAAACAUGUUCUCCUCCAGAGAAUUCUUCGAGUCCAUCGGAUUCGCAAUUCCAGGAUGGAAACCAAUUCACUUAUAA
Molecule: messenger RNA, 654 nt
Organism: Trichomonas vaginalis G3
Lineage: Eukaryota; Parabasalia; Trichomonadida; Trichomonadidae
Product: vesicle docking involved in exocytosis
Exons: 1
Coding region: 1-654 (217 amino acids)
Biological process (GO): intracellular protein transport; vesicle-mediated transport
Cellular component (GO): vacuole; CORVET complex
Source: RefSeq, a predicted model, not a curated record